This is a messenger RNA of Camellia sinensis, 997 nucleotides long. NCBI's taxonomy places the organism in Eukaryota, Viridiplantae, Streptophyta, Magnoliopsida, Ericales, Theaceae. The record is from RefSeq and is a predicted model, not a curated record.
GGCAGGCAACAAGGAUUCAUAGGGAUGAAUGUCUAUGUUUAUUGGCCUGUCCCUUGCACAAAUGCAACAAAAGACGUGAUUGCAGCCCAAAGAACAAAUGAUUUUUUAAUUGGUUGGUUUAUGGAUCCCCUGGUAUUCGGAGACUAUCCUGACAUAAUGAAGAAGAACGCAGGGACAAGACUCCCUGCAUUUACAAAAAUUGAAUCAGAACAAGUGAAGGGUUCAUUUGAUUUCAUAGGAGUGAACCAUUACAGCACAGUUUAUAUUAAGGACAGAUCUAGCACCUUGAAAAUGGAUACCAGAGACUUCAAUGCAGACAUGGCUAUCGAGUUGAUCUAUCAGCAAGGUGAUGCAUCGACAGGUGAGCUGGCUGUUACACCCUCAGGUCUGCUACGGCUUUUGGAGUACUUCAAGCAACGUUAUGGAAACCCUCCUAUUUACAUCCAUGAAAAUGGUCAAAGAAUGUGGAGGAAUGCAACAUGUAAUGAUUCAGCAAGGGUGAAAUAUUUACGCGGUUUCCUUGGGAGUUUGCUUGAUGCUAUCAGGAAUGGGUCAAAUGCAAGAGGGUAUUUCUAUUGGUCGUUCAUAGAUUUACUUGAGUUAUUGGACGGCCUUGAAUCUUCAUAUGGCCUCUACUACGUAGAUUUGAAUGACAAGGAUUUGAAAAGAUACCCUAAACUCUCUGCACAUUGGUACUCCAAUUUUUUGAAAGGAAAGACCAUUGAUGGUGCCAUUGAAGUUGAGCAGAAGAUUAAUUGCAGUAGUACUCUUUCUCAGUCUCACUCUUCUCAGUAGCUUUGCUUUGCAAAACUGUAUGCCAGUUAGUUUAUUCAAAUAAAUGUUGCUAAUGUGUUGUAUUUGACAUAAUGAUUGUGAGAUACACAACAAAAACUGUUACAUUUUUCAUUUAUUUGUCAUCAGAUGAUUUUGUUUCUUAUGGAUUUUCAAUCUUGCUAGUGUUAUAUGUAAUUUUGGAGGAUUGGUUUGGUUGAAGUAA